UAAUGGACAUCGAUCGUCAUAUUGCAUCAUUACUUUCAGGAGGAUGUCUUCCAGAAAGAGAUUUAAAGUUAAUUUGUGAAAGAGCAAAGGAAAUCUUCUUAGAAGAAUCAAAUGUUUAACCAGUGAAGGCACCUGUAAAUGUUUGUGGUGAUAUUCAUGGUAUGCUACUAUUGCUUAUCCUUUAGGUCAAUUUUAUGAUUUAUAAGCAUUAAUUAAAGAAGGAGGAGAUAUUCCAGAACAUAAUUAUAUUUUUAUUGGUGAUUUUGUUGAUAGAGGGUAUAAUAGUGUAGAAACUAUGGAAUAUUUACUUUGUUUAAAAGGUAUGAAUUUAAAUUAAUGAUUAUUAGUUAAAUAUCCAGGAAAUAUAGUUCUAUUAAGAGGAAAUCAUGAAUCUAGACAAUGCACUUAAGUUUAUGGAUUUUAUGAAGAGUUAUUAAGAAAAUAUGGAAAUAGCAGUCCUUGGAGAUUGUUUAUGGAAGUUUUUGAUUGCUUACCAUUAGCUGCUUUAAUUGAAGGAUAGAUACUUUGUGUACAUGGUGGAUUGUCUCCAGAUAUGAGAACAAUAGAUUAAAUUAGAACUAUAGAUAGAAAGGUAAUAGAAAUUAAAAAACAAUUUAGAUUGAAAUUCCUCAUGAAGGUCCAUUUUGUGAUUUAAUGUGGUCAGAUCCUGAAGAAGUAGAAUAUUGGGCUGUUAAUUCAAGAGGUGCAGGAUAUUUAUUUGGUGCAAAAGUAACAAAGGAAUUUUGUAGACUUAAUGAUUUGAGUUUAAUAUGUAGAGCACAUUAAUUAGUUAUGGAAGGAUAUAAAUACUGGUUCCCUGUAUAAAUUAUCAUAUAUAUUUUUAGGAUCAAAAUUUAGUCACUGUAUGGUCUGCUCCUAAUUAUUGUUAUAGAUGUGGAAAUAUAGCAUCAAUUUUAUGUUUAGAUGAAUAAUUGUAAUCAACAUGGAAGACAUUUAAAGAAGUGCCAGAGAGUGCUAAAAGUAUUAAUCCAAAGAAUGUUCUUCCAUAUUUCUUAUGAAGU
Molecule: messenger RNA, 1022 nt
Organism: Paramecium pentaurelia
Lineage: Eukaryota; Ciliophora; Oligohymenophorea; Peniculida; Parameciidae
Source: the annotation of a GenBank genome assembly